AUGGCUCAACAGUGCUCGACAAGGCAUGUCGCCGGCAGCCGUGCCGGGUACCUGCCGAUCGAGGACUAUGGCAUGAUUGGCAAUAUGCACACAUGCGCGCUCGUGGGGACGAACGGUUCAGUUGAUUUUAUGUGCUGGCCGGAUUUCGACUCGCCCAGUAUCUUCUGUCGGUUAUUAGACCAAGACAAGGGCGGCUUCUUCAGCAUCUGUCCUCCUCCGUCCAAAUUGUGUACAACCAAGCAACAAUACCUCCCAUCCUCCAAUAUCUUGCAAACCAGAUACAUCCACGAUGACGGCGUCGUCGACGUUGUGGACUUUUUCCCUCGCCCCAAGACCGCCACGGUCAUAUCGAAGAGCACCCGCCAGGGCGCCUUCCGUGAGACGACCAAGAUCCAGGAGGAGCUGAAGAAAUGGCUUGUCCGUCGAGUCGAGUGUAUCCGCGGCCGUCUACAGCUUGACAUUGAGAUCUUCCCGGCCUUCCAAUACGCCAGCGAGUCCCACGUCACCACCAUCAUCGAGCCGACUCACACGGCAAGCAGCCCAAGCAAAGCAGUCACCUUCCACAGCGAGCACUACAAGAUGCAGCUCGACGUCACCAUCGACGACGUCCCCGAGUCCGAGGCGGACGCAUCGACAUCGCCGCGGACGCCGGCGCCACCACCCUCCAUCACUUUCAGAAAGGAGAAGCGCGACGGCAUGCUGGGCGAGGGCGUCGUCGCGCACCUGGAAAUCACAGAGGGCCAGGCCGUUUCGUUCGUCCUCCGGAACGACAAGCCGGACCACGUCACGGAGAACGUCACGACGGCGGUGCUCGACGGCCAGCAGCACGACACGCAGUCGUUUUGGUACAACUGGAUCUCCAAGAGCAAGUACAAGGGUCGGUGGCGCGAGGUCGUCAACCGGAGCUUGAUGCUGCUCAAGAUGCUGACGUACGAGCCCACCGGCGCCAUCGUGGCUGCGCCGACGUUUUCUAUUCCCGAGGAUAUCGGUGGUGUUCGAAAUUGGGACUAUCGCUUCUGCUGGGUCCGCGACUCGAGCUUCACAAUCUACAUCCUCCUUCGCCUCGGCUUCUCCGCCGAGGCAGACGCCUACAUGGACUUCAUCAGCGAGCGCUUCGUCAAGUCGCGCGGGCCCAGCGGUGAGCUGCCCAUCAUGUUCACCAUCCGCGGCGAGACGGAGAUCCCCGAGAUGGAGCUCGACCACCUCGAGGGCUACCGCGGCAGCAAGCCCGUGCGGAUCGGCAACGGCGCCGCGUUCCAUCAGCAGUUUGACAUCUACGGCGAGCUCAUGGACGGUAUUUAUCUGUAUAACAAGUACGGGAAGCCAAUCAGCUGGGAUCAGUGGUGUUCUGUGAGGGAGAUGCUGGAACCCGACAUGUCCAUCUGGGAGGUCCGCAACAAGAAGCAAAGCUUCACCUACUCAAAAGUCAUGCUCUGGGUCGCCUUCGACCGCGGCCUCCGGCUCGCAGAUAAACGCAACUUCCCCUGUCCCAACCGCAGCAAAUGGCUCGAAGCCCGCGAUAACCUAAUGGAGGAGAUCAUGGAGAAGGGAUACAACAAGGAGAUGAAGUGCUUCGUCCAAAGCUACGAGAACAACACCAUGCUCGACUCCUCAAUCCUCAUCGCCCCGCUCGUCUUCUUCAUCGCCCCCAACGACCCGCGCUUCCUAAACACAAUGGACCGCAUCCUCAUGCCUCCCGAAAAGGGCGGCCUCACCAGCACAGGUCUCGUCUCCCGUUACGAUACCGACCUAUCAGACGAUGGCGUCGGCGGAAGAGAAGGCGCCUUCAGCAUGUGCACCUUUUGGCUUGUCGAGGCAAUGACGCGCGCCUCCGUUUACGAGCCUAAAUACCUCGUUCGCGCCGUCAAUUUGUUCGAGAACAUGCUCAGCUUCUCCAACCACCUCUCCAUGUUCUCCGAGGAGAUUGCCCGCAGCGGCGAGCAGCUGGGCAACACGCCCCAGGCUUUCAGUCACCUGGCCCUCAUCAGCGCCGCUUUCAAUCUGGACCGUGUUACCGGGUUUCAGCGGUGA
This is a messenger RNA of Colletotrichum fioriniae, 2031 nucleotides long. Lineage: Eukaryota; Fungi; Ascomycota; Sordariomycetes; Glomerellales; Glomerellaceae. The record is from RefSeq and is a predicted model, not a curated record.